Lytechinus pictus (painted urchin) is the source of this 5942-nucleotide messenger RNA. Its product is annotated as palmitoyltransferase ZDHHC6-like. The record is from RefSeq and is a predicted model, not a curated record. Gene Ontology annotation, biological process: protein palmitoylation. The transcript is spliced from 10 exons. Bases 355 to 1581 code for a protein of 408 amino acids. Lineage: Eukaryota; Metazoa; Echinodermata; Echinoidea; Temnopleuroida; Toxopneustidae. Gene Ontology annotation, molecular function: palmitoyltransferase activity; protein binding. Gene Ontology annotation, cellular component: Golgi apparatus.
ACAUCCAGAGGUGGACUGAGUCCACCUGGCCUCAGUCCGGCCUCAGUCCGGCUUUUCAAAAAAAGUUGAUGUUACACAUACGUCGAGCCGCCUCCGGGGCCGGCCUCAGUCCACUUGCAAACGUAUGUGUAACAGGGGUCUUAGGCUACGUCUCGUCUGCUCUUUUUACCGAUAGUAUCGAUAUCAAUGUAUUCUAGUUAGGAAGCCUUUCGAGAAACAGGUUUAGUAAGAUUGGAACUAACUCCGUGCUUGGUGGAUAAAGAUAUGACUAACUUGUCCAUGUGUUGAGAAACGGGCCCCUGAUUUUUGGCAAAAAAAGAGAGGCAUACUCGGAUCUGGCAGACGCCAUUCAUCAUGUGCUUCGGACCUCUACGCCCCCUGAGGCAGCUGUGCCACUGGGGCCCGUUCAUUGCAAUAUUCCUCAUGAUCUACAUCACAACCAAUGCCGUUAUCUGUGCGCUGGCUGUGUGGCCUCCGUUGAAAGAAGACCCUCUGAGUGUGAUUCACUGUGCGAUGCUGGUCAUCUGGUGCAUCACUAUCUUCUAUCACUACUUCUAUGCAAUGUUCCUUGGACCCGGCUUUGUCCCCAAAGGAUGGAAACCAGAGAAGAAAGAGGAAGAGAAAUUCCUUCAAUAUUGUCAGUUUUGUGAAGGUUUCAAGGCACCCAGGGCUCACCAUUGCAGGUAUUGUAAAAGAUGUGUUAUGAAGAUGGACCAUCACUGUCCGUGGAUCAACACUUGCUGUGGUCACUUCAACCACGCCCACUUUACAAACUUCCUCAUUUUUGCAGUACUUGGUUGUGGUCAUGGAGCUAUAGUGUGCAUGUAUACUCUCUAUAUACAAGUCUUUCAGAUGGUACUGUAUCCUCGUAGACGAUACACGAUGGAAUCUCUUCAAAAUUCACCUUAUCUUACAUUUGGUUUUGUACAUCUUAUAUGUGCCAUCUUAGCUGUUGGUUUUGCCCUUGGGGUUUGUGUAGCAGUUGGAGUAUUAUUCUUUAUUCAGAUGAAAUCUAUUCUUAAAAAUGAGACAGGCAUUGAGUCUUGGAUAAAAACAAAGGCAAACUCAAGACACAGGCGUUUUGGAAAAAACUUUGUCUAUCCAUAUCAUCUUGGCUGGAAGAAAAACUUGAUGGAAGUAUUUACAUUACGUGGUGUUCCAAAGGGAGAUGGGUUUACUUGGUCUGUCAUGGAGGGGUGUGAUCAAUAUACAUUAACACGAGAACAAUUGGCACAAAAGGCUGAGAAGAAGCAUCGUUUGGUGGAAUAUGAGGUCAUAGAUGACUACAGUGGUUAUAUCUGUACACUUUCUCAUGGUCUUUGUACCCUGGUAAGAGUACCUCUAUCAGAUGAGCCAAGAAUACCGGUAGAAAUUGGUGAUAUCGUCAUGGUUUCCAGAUGGAAAAAAUAUUGGUUAUAUGGUGACGUGGUGCUGGACGAUGAUGGAGACACCAAGAAACGUGUGCGGGGUUGGUUUCCUGCCAACUGUGCUCAAGAAUUCAAGAUUGAAGAAGAUAUGGAAGAGAGUACCAGUAAUAGCCCAUCAAAUAACAAGGUCAAGCCCAAGUCUAAGGAUGAUUGAGUACAUUUACUGUGGAGCGUUGUGGCCCAGUGGAUUAGUCUUCUGACUUUGAAACAGAGGGUCGUGGGUUCCAAUCCCAGCCAUGGCGUAAUUUCCUUCAGCAAGAAAUUUAUCCACAUUGUGCUGCACUCAACCCAGGUGAGGUGAAUGGGUAACCGGCAGGAUUAAUUCCUUGAAUGCAUGAGCGCUGAAAGGCAGCUCGAGCUAAAGCCGUGGUAAUAAUAAUAAUAACACGUGCCUCAGAAUAGAAUAUUUCUAGAUAGAUGGCGCUAUAUAAAUGCCUAUUAUGCCUAUUAUUAUUAUACAAAGUGGCAACCAUUUCCUUGGUGCUACAGCGCUACUCUAAAAGCUGAACUUGCAUCCCAAAGCUAAAUCAGACCGUUACUAGGUAGAUGAGAACUAACUUCUGAAGGUUUCCUUGGUGAAGAAUGAAUCAAUAUAGAGGAUUCAUGGUGCACCAUGUAUUCUUAUCGAAGACAAGGUGUAAAUGUGAAGCAGCUAUGCUGAUGGUUGAGAACUACUAAUUUGGGAAUCUCUGAGAUUUCCAAGUAGGUAUCUCAGAUCCCAAUGGACAAUUGUUACCCGGGGCUUCAGAUGAAUCUGUUAGCAUCUCUCAUGGCCAAGGAGACAUUGAUACAUUGUAUGCAGAACAAGUUCCAUGGAUUCAUCUUUGCCUUUUUAGUUCAUGUGAAAAUGGAUGAUGAUCGCAACUAACCACUGAUCAAGAAGUUAAUGAAUUAAUACCAAAUGGGGAGGGAAUGUACAAAAUGUACCUGUUUAAAGGUAAAUAAAAGAAGUUGCAGUGAACACUGAUUUCAUGAGAAAGUCUGUAAGACCAAGGGUUAUUGUCACUAUUUCGUUCUAGAUUUAGCUCUGUUACGGUUAUAUAAACUGAAUUUUUGGAAUAAUGAAAUUUAAGCUAAAUUUAAGCUAAAAACAAUCACAAUGAAGAUCGAUAACACAGAUAAGCACAUGUGAGGACAAUGCACUAUUAUUUUUUGGGGGGAAAAAGACAGAUGUUUGGCUCAAAUACCAUGCUAAUUUUGCUAAAUUCUCAGCAGUUACACAAUUUUUUCCAAAAAAGCCUUUGGCACAUAUUUUUCAUUCAUACAUACAAACACUUGGGUGGUCAAUUUAUGUGGUUCUGAAUUUAUUUUGAAAUCGUUACAACUGGCAUUUAUCUCUUAAUAUUUUAUAUUAUGAAAUUUCCCAGCAUCACAAGCAAUUUAUGCAAAGUUUAGCCAGCCAUGGCCGAAUUAUACUUGCCUCAGAUGAGAAAUUGUAUUAAAAAUGAUUCAUAAAGCCUCUCUUAAUAGUUCAUUCUAUUAAUAGGUGUACACAUUGUACUAUAUAUUUACUUUCUUUCAUUUUUUUCCAAGUUUUUUCUAUCCCGAUUUGUACUUGAAAGAAAAUGUUCUUCUCUUUUAAAUCCCCCUUAUUAAUGACUAUUUCUUAUCAGAAAAAUGUAAAGCCUUUAAUGACACCGCUUGAAAUGUCAUAAAAUGUCUUCCUAUUUUGUCAUAGUAAACAAGAUAUUUUUCUUUGUAGUUAUUUGUAAUAUGUAUUUAUGUAAUAUUUUUAUUCAUGUUUUAUUUCAUAUAGAAUCUCAGCAUCCUUAAUGCAAUCGUUUGUAAUGUGGGCCCUGUUUUACAAAGAGUUAUGAUUGAUCCAAUCAACGUCAGUUAUAUGGAAAUCCACCAGUGUCAUAAUAUUUUCCUCAGAAAAUUUCCACAAUGUACUUUGUGAACAAAGAGAAGCACACUGAAUUGUUAAGAAAGCGAAUGUAUGAAUAUACAUAUCUAGAGAAUAAUUUGAAUAAACAUGCAUUUUAGAAGUUGACAUUGCUGGCUUUCUAUAGUUGUGGUUGAUUGGAUCACUCGCAACUCGUUGUAAGAUGGGGCCCUAUUUUUGUAUUUGGAUCAGGGAGUUGCUGGCAACUGUUGCAUUGUGCAGCUUGUUUAUUUUUUGUGUAAAUUCUUGCAUUGAUGUGGUGCUGUGGGUCACAAGAUCAUUGUUUUAGAACGACCUAUGAGAGAUCAAUAAUAUUUCAAGUUUUUUAUGCCUGUUAAGUAAAAUCAAACAAUCACACAUCAAUCUUGACUUACUCCACAAUGCGACAGAUAGCAUCACAGAUAGCAUCAUACUGACUGCUGAGAGCACAGCUGUGCAUAGUGCUUCAUAUUCAUGUCACGUAAGGGUUUUUUUUUUUUUGGGGGGGGGUUACACAAGUGAAUUUUAGAAUGGCUCCCAUGCCCAAAGCUCAAUGUUGGCAAAUUUGAUAUCUUUAGUAAUUUCUGUAUUGUCUUUGCUCAAAUGAACUUUAUCUUUGUUGAAAUUUAUAUGUACAUUUUCAUUCUAGCUUCUUGUUAAAAUUUAUAUGUACAUUUUCAUUCUAGCUGAGAACAUAGUUAUUAUACAUUAAGUGCCAAUUCUCCAACUAUUGGAGAGUGUAUCGUUAAUGUUUGUCAUCUGGCAAAUUUCCUUGAUUUGAUUGGCUAAGAAGCACAGAUAUCUGACUGUUACCAUGGUAACUGCUGGAUAAAACAAAUGCUGUCUGAUAUUACAUCUAACCUAUAAGCGCUCACCAGAACUUUAUCUUCAAAUUAUAUGUAGAUAUACUUUUAUAAUUUAAUAGUUAUAAAAAUGAAAAUACAUGUAGAAUAUUUUUAUGUAAGAAGAUUUUAUCUUCUUUACUGUCAUUUGCAACUUUUCUAGGUCUUGAUAUGAAGAUACAGAUUCGUCUUUCACUUUUCAUUUUUGUUUGUGUUAGGUGUAGUAAAGUAAAAAAGUAGAAAUUAAUCCUACAAAUCCAUUGUAUUGUUGGUGUAUGGAGAUAUUAAUGAAAAUGAUUAAUGUAGUAGUUAAUUCUGUCCACCAGUAUUUGUCUUAAUUUAGUAUCAUCAACAUAUAAAUGUUGCCUGUGAGAACCCUUUAAUUCUAAUUUGACUGUUAAAGAACUUUUUAUGAUGUCGGUGUGCAAUUUCAUUCAUCAAACAGCGGAUAAGUUUUCUAUGUUUAUUUAGCAAAAGAUGAUCUUGUUUUUGCUGAUAGUAUUGGAAGUCCACUAUAUUUACCUGUGGUGUAACAGAAAAAUGUUGAAAAUAUUCCGUCUCCUAUUGACAUUUGUAUUCAAAACAUUCAGGUAGGGAGAAAAUGACGAGAUGUUUUUAGGGAAAAUGACAACUGCUAUCCAUCUUCUGUCUUUAUUUUUCAUAAAAAUCAUACUUUUGAAAUAUUUGGACUUUCUCUCAACUAUAAUGACUUUUUUGAUAAAUAUUUUAGAAAGGAAACUUGUUGCUUAUUCAGAUUUCUAAAGCUUAUCCCUUGCACUUUGAUUCAAGUUGACUUCACAUUCCUUUCCCAUGUUACUAUUGGAACAGUUUCAACAUUUAUUGAAAAGUCUAUAUACUGUUCUAAUUGUUAAAAGGAGAAAGGAGACAAGCUUCCUGUUCAUAAAGUACUCAGAUGUGAAGCAGAGUGAAAUUUGAUCAUAUUUUAUGUUUUCUGUGUUUUUAGUGCCUGGAUAUUCAUAAAUUCUCUAGGACCAAGUCUUCUAUAACUUUAUUUUGUAUAAAAGUCAGUGUAUUGUUCUUGAUAUACCUUUCAACAGGGCAUUGAAUGUGGAAUUUUGUAAGUUAGAAUUCUGCACAUCAAUCUUACUAUAGUCUCUCAAAUACAAUUGUAGCUGGCUGCUACUCCUAAAAGGAGAGAUGUUUAAGUUGUUAAGAUACUUUUUAAGCUCUCCAUGUGAGUAGAGCUCACUCACAAACAAAGUUAUGAAAAGAAAAUUAUUUUGGAAGUUCUCAAUUGAAUUUCAUUUUCAGCAGGGUUGCUUGAAGGUACCAGUAGUGGAUCCAGAGGGCACAUACCCUCCCCCAUCCCACCAGCCAAAACUAAAGGGCCUCGCUUGUCAAAUACUUUUUUUUUUGCUUCAGAAAACAUGCCCCCCACCUAGUAAAUCUUAGAUCGAUUACUGGCUGUAUUGAUUCUUAAUAAAUUGAUGCAUAUUAAUUGUUGGUUGCAUGGAAUGCUCUAUUGGAUUUACUUCAAAUGCUUCUUGAAAAGUGACUUGCAAAAACUAGCCCAAAUUUUUGAAGCAAUUCUCCUCUGUAGCCUCUUGCUUUUGUUCAAGUUUUACCUGCUGUUAUUAUGCGAUAUGUUUGAUUUCUGAAAUAUAUAUAUUUUUUAAUAUUAUGCCCUAAUCAGUAAAUACAUCAGUAAUUUUUUUAUUCUUGCAUAAUUCUUAGUAUAGGAAAAUUAAUUUGGUGAGAGGGAAAUGAAAAAUAGCUUAAUUGCAAAUAUUUAAUGUACAUACAUUUAUGUAUUUGCACUUGCUUAAUAAAUGCAAUUUUUUAAUGAAA